AUGUCAAAAUCACGAGUUUUGAAUUUACAAACGUAUUCAACUAAUUUGAUAGGCAAAGUCAGACCUAUGAAUCAUGAACCGAGAAAACUAAAACUAGUUAUGAAGGAGGAAAAUGGCACGGGACAAAGUUUAGACAGUGAGGUUGCAAAUAAGGUUCAAACUAUAUUAAACAAUCAUUUUCGUAAUAAUACUAUUAAUAACAAACCUUCGUUUAUAGGAGACAUAGAAAUUUCAGAUCUUGAUUUUGGAGAUAUGAAAAUGACAAUUACAACAGAAUUGUUUAUGAAUUAUCCUAGUAUGAGAUUUAUGAGUUUACCGAUUAGAUUGAAUGUCACUGGAUUUGAGUUUUCUGCUACAGCAGUGGUGGCAUUUUUUAAAAACAGAGUUAAUUUUUGUUUCUUGGAAUCAAAAAAUCCUGAAGAAAGCCCAUUGAAGGAUGUUCACAUUGAAUCUGAAAUUGGAGAUAAAGAGAAACAAGUUUUAAAAAAUGUUGGAAAAUUGGAAAAAUUUAUUGUCAAUCAAUUAAGAAAAUUAAUCGAAGAAGAUUUUGUUUUUCCAAGCUAUCAUUCAAUAGAUUUACAACCUACACAAUAA
Molecule: messenger RNA, 594 nt
Organism: Entrophospora sp. SA101
Lineage: Eukaryota; Fungi; Glomeromycota; Glomeromycetes; Entrophosporales; Entrophosporaceae
Source: the annotation of a GenBank genome assembly